Messenger RNA from Psammomys obesus (fat sand rat), 903 nucleotides. Its product is annotated as 60S ribosomal protein L24-like. The record is from RefSeq and is a predicted model, not a curated record. Gene Ontology annotation, biological process: cytoplasmic translation. Lineage: Eukaryota; Metazoa; Chordata; Mammalia; Rodentia; Muridae. Gene Ontology annotation, molecular function: structural constituent of ribosome; mRNA binding. Gene Ontology annotation, cellular component: cytosolic large ribosomal subunit.
AUGAACACACCAAAUAUGGAACAGUCGGUGACAGGGGCAAGUUUGAGAAGCUAUGUGGAACCUUUGAGAAGUGGAGCCUUGAUGAAGGAAGUUGACCAAUGGAAGCCGGCAGCUAUCAUUUUGAAGGUUGAGCUAUGCAAUUUCAGCGAGUACAAGAUCCACCCUGGACACAGGCGGCACUACACCAGGACCAACUGGAAGGUUUUCCAGUUUCUUAAUUCAAAAUGCGAGUCCGCAUUUCUUUCCAAAAGGAAUCCUUGGCAGAUAAACGGAAAUGUCCUCUACAGAAAAAAACACAAGAAUGGACAGUGGGAAGGAAUUCAAAAGAAAAGAACCCGCCCCACAGUCAAAUUCCAGCGGGACAUCACUGGUGCAUCUCUUGCUGAUAUAACGGCCAAGAUGAAUCAGAAACCAGAAGUUAGAGCUCAGCAAGUGCAGGCUCUCAAGGCUGCCAAGGAAGCAAAAAAGGCUAGGCAGGCAUCAAAGAAGACAGCAAUGACUUCUGCCAAGGCCCCCACAAAGGCAGCACCUAAAGAAAAGAUUGUGAAGCCAAUGAAGGCCUCUGCUCCCCGAGUUGCUAGGGAUGACAGUGAGGAGCUGACCGCCAUCCAUUUCCACAUUGCCAUUCAGCACUCAGAAAGUCUACCAGAAACGAAGGAGGAAGUGAUUUAUGGUGUGUUGCAGGACGCCACGCUUGCACAGUACUGCAUGCGGAGCAGAGAUCAAUUCGUGGCUUACAAAUUUGUCACAGGACGGUGCGUCUUGCAGUCUGCCACCUUCAAAUUAGGUGUCAUGAUGAGAGAAAAAAUAUGGCAGUGCCUUGGGAAGAAAAUACCACGUUUUGAUGAGGAUCUGGAAAUGGUCUGGGAGAGUGAGAGGUGGGAUACCAGGAGUCUCAUUUGA